Messenger RNA from Herpailurus yagouaroundi (jaguarundi), 3675 nucleotides. RefSeq names its product nuclear factor of activated T cells 2 (gene NFATC2). Gene Ontology annotation, molecular function: transcription factor binding; DNA-binding transcription factor activity, RNA polymerase II-specific; RNA polymerase II cis-regulatory region sequence-specific DNA binding. Gene Ontology annotation, biological process: regulation of transcription by RNA polymerase II; cytokine production; calcineurin-NFAT signaling cascade. The transcript has 10 exons. Bases 190 to 2934 code for a protein of 914 amino acids. Gene Ontology annotation, cellular component: transcription regulator complex. The record is from RefSeq and is a predicted model, not a curated record. NCBI's taxonomy places the organism in Eukaryota, Metazoa, Chordata, Mammalia, Carnivora, Felidae.
CCAGCAGCCGCUGCGCCAGCGCGCCAUCCCCGGGCCCGCGUGCGUCCCCGCAAGGACAGCGACCCCGCCGCUGCCGCCGCCUCUCGGGCCCGCUUCCUGCCCCCUUCGCACCCCCGGGCGAGGGUGCCCAGGAGCAGGCCGAGCCGCGCUCGCCCCCGGCCCCGCCACCCUCCCGCCGCUUUGCGCGCCAUGGACGCCCCGGAGCCGCAGCCCGACCCCGACGGCGGGGACGCCCCAGGCCACGAGCCCGGGGGCAGCCCCCAAGACGAGUUCGACUUCUCCAUCCUCUUCGACUAUGACUAUUUGAAUCCUAUCGAAGAAGAACCGAAUGCACAUAAGGUCGCCAGCCCACCCUCCGGACUCGCAUACCCCGAUGAUGUCCUGGACUAUGGCCUCAAGCCAUACAGCCCCCUCCCCAGUCUCCCGGGCGAGCCCCCCGGCCGAUUCGGAGAGCCGGAUAGGGUAGGGCCGCAGAACUUUCUGAGCGCGGCCCAGCCAGCCGGGGCCUCGGGCCUGAGCCCUCGGAUCGAGAUCACUCCAUCUCACGAACUGAUGCAGGCAGGGGGCCCCCUCCGCGGGAGAGACGCUGGCCUGCUGGGGGAGCAGCCGGCCCUGGCCGGGGCGGCCGCCAGCCCGCGGUUCACGCUGCCCGUGCCCGGCUUCGAGGGCUACCGCGAGCCGCUUUGCUUGAGCCCGGCUAGCAGCGGCUCCUCUGCCAGCUUCGUUUCCGACACCUUCUCCCCCUACACCUCGCCCUGCGUCUCGCCCAAUAACGGCGGGCCCGACGACCUGUGCCCCCAGUUUCAAAACAUCCCUGCUCAUUAUUCCCCCAGAACCUCGCCAAUAAUGUCACCUCGAACCGGCCUCGCUGAGGACAGCUGCCUGGGCCGCCGCUCGCCCGCGCCCCGUCCGGCCUCCCGCUCCUCGUCGCCUGGCGCCAAGCGGAGGCAUUCGUGUGCCGGGGCCCCGGUCGCCCCGCUGCCCGGAGCCUCGCCCCAGCGCUCCCGGAGCCCCUCGCCGCAGCCCCGGGACGACGGCGCCCCCGCCGGCUACCCCGCCGCGGCCGGCUCCGCCGUCCUCAUGGACGCCCUGAACAGCCUCGCCGCCGACUCGCCCUGCGGCAUCCCCCCCAAGAUGUGGAAGACCAGCCCCGAGCCGGCGCCCGUGUCCGCCGCCCCGCCCAAGGCCGGCCUGCCCCGCCACCUGUACCCGGCCGCCGUGGAAUUUCUGGGCCCCUGCGAGCAGGAGGAGAGGAGGAACUCGGCCCCCGAGUCCAUCCUGCUGAUGCCGCCCACGUGGCCCAAGCAGCUGGUGCCCGCCCUUCCCCUCUGCAGUAUUCCAGUGACCGCAUCCCUCCCUCCGCUUGAGUGGCCACUCUCCCACCAGUCGGGGUCCUAUGAGCUGCGGAUUGAGGUGCAGCCCAAGCCACAUCACCGGGCCCACUAUGAGACAGAAGGCAGCCGAGGGGCUGUCAAAGCUCCAACUGGUGGCCACCCUGUCGUUCAGCUCCAUGGCUACAUGGAAAACAAGCCCCUCGGGCUUCAGAUCUUCAUUGGGACAGCCGACGAGCGGAUCCUUAAGCCCCACGCCUUCUACCAGGUGCACCGCAUCACGGGAAAAACUGUCACCACCACCAGCUACGAGAAGAUCGUAGGCAACACCAAAGUCCUGGAGAUCCCUCUGGAGCCAAAGAACAACAUGAGGGCGACCAUUGACUGUGCGGGGAUCCUGAAGCUGAGGAACGCGGACAUCGAGCUGCGGAAAGGCGAGACGGACAUCGGCAGGAAGAACACGCGGGUGCGGCUGGUUUUCAGGGUGCACAUUCCAGAGGCCAGCGGGAGGAUCAUCUCCCUGCAGACUGCAUCCAACCCCAUCGAAUGCUCCCAGCGAUCCGCCCACGAGCUGCCCAUGGUGGAAAGACAGGACAUCGACAGCUGCCUGGUCUACGGGGGCCAGCAGAUGAUCCUCACGGGACAGAACUUCACAGCCGAGUCCAAAGUCGUGUUUACUGAGAAGACCACAGAUGGGCAGCAAAUUUGGGAAAUGGAAGCCACGGUGGAUAAAGACAAGAGCCAGCCUAACAUGCUUUUUGUUGAGAUCCCUGAGUAUCGAAACAAGCACAUCCGUGCAUCGGUGAAGGUCAACUUCUACGUCAUCAAUGGGAAAAGAAAACGGAGUCAACCUCAGCACUUUACUUACCACCCAGUCCCAGCCAUCAAGACGGAGCCCACCGACGAAUACGACCCCACCUUGAUCUGCAGCCCGGCCCACGGGGGCCUGGGGAGCCAGCCUUACUACCCGCAGCACCCGAUGGUGGCUGAGUCCCCCUCCUGCCUCGUGGCCACCAUGGCGCCCUGCCAACAGUUCCGCUCGGGGCUCUCGUCCCCCGACGCCCGCUACCAGCAGCAGAACCCAGCGGCCGUCCUCUACCAGCGGAGCAAGAGCCUGAGCCCCAGUCUGCUGGGCUACCAGCAGCCGGCCCUCAUGGCCGCCCCCCUGUCCCUGGCGGACGCCCACCGCUCCGUGCUGGUGCACGCCGGCUCCCAGGGCCAGAGCUCCAGCCUGCUGCACUCCUCUCCGGCCAACCAGCAGGCCUCACCGGUGAUCCACUACUCGCCCACCGGCCAGCAGCUGCGCUGCGGUGGCCACCAGGAAUUCCAGCACAUCAUGUACUGCGAGAAUUUCGCGCCCGGCACCGCCAGGCCCGGCCCGCCCCCCGCCAGUCAAGGUCAGAGGCUGAGCCCGGGGUCCUACCCCACGGUCAUUCAGCAGCAGAAUGCCACCAGCCAAAGAGCCGCCAAAAACGGACCCCCGGUCAGUGACCAAAAGGAAGUAUUACCCGCAGGAGUGACAAUUAAGCAGGAGCAGAAUUUGGACCAGACCUACUUGGACGACGAUGGAUCGAGUUGUGGUCUGCUUCAGUACUUGCAGUAGGGACGGCCAACUGGUGUUCCAUGGGCUCCAUUUAGCCUGCAGAUAUUUUGCUUGGCCCGCUCAGUAUUUGAAAAAAUAUUUGGAUUAGAUGCCAACGUUUAAAAACCGGGAGAUUGCACAUAAAAAUACAGAUUUCAGGCUUUCCUUGGAAAACCCAAGAAUCGGCUGCCCAGGGCCCCACAUUCUGCAUGGUGGCUACCUGGAAUCAAAGUCAAGGCUGACCUUAUGUAGAGACCACCUCCUUUAGAGCGCGUACUUGCCCUUGUCCGUAGCCCCCACCCCUCCCUCCUGCCUCCUGAAGGUGGAUGGAGUGUCUGUUGUUUUUUGCCAUCAUGGUUGUGUUCUUGUUCCUCUUAUACCUGGCCCACCUCACUCAGUCAGUGUUUCUUCCCGCACCUGUUCAGCAUUUGAAUUUGUGAUCUCUCUUCUGGAAGCGCCACUCCCACCCAUGGCUGCCUGACCCCGCCCUUGAUACAUAGCGAGGCUUAGGAGGUGUUAGCUCCCUCUGUCCUUCUUCCUUCUCCCUCUCUGUUGUCGGGGUUUAAGAUGUUUUUUAAAACAACCUUCUAUUAUGAAAUGUAUGCAAAUAUAGAGUAGCACCAUGUACCCACCACUCAGCUUCAACUGUUAUCAACUCACAGCUAAUCUGCUUUCUUGCAUACCUCUGGUCAUCUCCCACUCCUAUUUCAUAGUAGUAUUUUUAAAAAAUCUUUUAUUAGAGAGAGAACAUGUGGGCACACA